Messenger RNA from Lolium rigidum, 2943 nucleotides. RefSeq names its product glutamate receptor 2.9-like. Gene Ontology annotation, molecular function: glutamate-gated receptor activity. The transcript has 4 exons. The record is from RefSeq and is a predicted model, not a curated record. Gene Ontology annotation, cellular component: plasma membrane. Bases 1 to 2943 code for a protein of 980 amino acids. NCBI's taxonomy places the organism in Eukaryota, Viridiplantae, Streptophyta, Magnoliopsida, Poales, Poaceae.
AUGGCGAGGCAGCACAACCUGAUGAUGCACGUUCCCUCUUCUUCCUUUGUCUCCUUCAUCCACCUCCUUUUGGCUGCCCUGGUGGCCACCGCGCAGAACGCGCCGUCGCAGGUUCGCGUCGGCGUCAUCCUGGACCUGAAGUCGCCGGUCGGGCACCGGCGGCGGACCGGCAUUCAGAUGGCGGUGGAGGACUACUACGCCGCGCACCCCGCUUCAGCUACCAAGGUGGUGCUCCAUUUCAGGGACUCCGAGGGGGACGUCCUCCGCGCCGCUUCUGCUGCGGUGGAUUUGAUCAAGAACGCGCAGGUCCAGGCCAUCAUCGGUCCUCCCACCUCGGCCGAGGCCGAAUUCGUUUCCCACAUCGGCGACCGCGCGCACGUUCCAGUCCUCUCCUACUCCGCCACCUCCCCGGAGCUGUCUGCCGCGCAGACGCCUUUCUUCGUGCGCACCACUGCCAACGACUCCUUCCAGACGGCGCCCGUCGCCGCCGUCCUCCGCGCCUUCAACUGGCGCGCCGCGGCCGUCCUGUACGAGGACUCGCCCUAUGGGAUGGGCAUUCUUCCGGCGCUCGCCGACGCGCUCCAGGGCGUCAGCGCCAAGAUCAUGGACCGGGCGUCCGUGCCGAGCGACGCGGACGACGCCCGCAUCGACGCGGUGCUCUACCACCUGAUGGCGAUGCCCACCCGCGUGUUCGUGGUGCACAUGCUGUAUCCUCUCGCCGCGCGGCUCUUCCGCCGGGCGAAGAAGGCCGGCAUGAUGUCCGAGGAGUACGUCUGGGUCGCCACGGACGGCGUCGGCGGUUUCAUCGACAUGCUCAGCCCCGAGGACAUCGACGCUAUGCAAGGCGUCGUCAGCCUUCAGCCUUACGUGGAACUGACGGACGACGUCAAGAACAUCUCGGCACGGCUAAGGGAGAGGUCACGUCUGGAGAACCCGAGUGACGCGGACGUCGUAGACUUAACCUUGAUGAGGCUCUGGUCGUACGACACGGCAUGGGCAAUCGCCUCGGCUGUGGAGGCGGCCGGUGUCCCCAGCCCGGCGUUCCAGACACCUCAGCAGGGCACGGCGCUGACAGACUUGGACCGGCUCGGGGUGUCAGCCACCGGAGCAACGCUCCUCAAGGCCGUGCUCACCACGACGUUCGACGGGAUAGCCGGCAAGUUCAAGCUGGUAGACGGGCAGCUGCAGCUCCAGGCGUACGAGGUGAUGAACAUCAUCGGCAAAGGAGCCAGGACGGUCGGGUUCUGGACGCCAGAGUUUGGCAUCACGAAAGAUCUGAGCCCUGACAGCGCCAAGGUGCUGAAGCAAAUCCUCUGGCCAGGAGAACCACGGUCCACUCCCAAGGGCUGGACCGUGUCACCAAACGGGCGGAUGCUCCUGGUUGCCGUCCCGGUGAAGAACGGGUUCAAGCAGUUCGUGGACAUCACCGUGAACUCGACAACCGGUGAGACAAAGAUCACAGGCUACUGCAUCGAUGUGUUCGACGAGGUCAUGAAGAGUUUGCCCUAUCCGGUGAGCUACCGGUAUGUGCCAAACAACGAUAGCUUCGAGUCCUAUAACAACUUUGUGAACCUGGUGCGCGAUCAGGAAGUCGACAUGAUCGUCGGAGACGUGACGAUCACCGCCAGCAGGAUGGCCGAGGUGGACUUCACCAUGCCGUUCACGGAGUCGGGGUGGUCGAUGGUGGUGACAGUGCAGAAGGACACGUCCUCGACCAUGUGGAUCUUCGUGCAACCGCUGAGCACGAGCCUCUGGCUCGCUAGCCUCGCCUUCUUCAUCUUCACCGGCUUCGUCGUGUGGAUGAUCGAGCACCGCAUCAACCCCGAGUUCCGUGGCACGCCAUGGCAACAGUUCGGCCUCAUCUUCUACUUUGCCUUCUCGACCCUUGUCUUCUCACACAAGGAGAAGCUGGAGAGCAACCUGUCGAGGUUGGUGGUGAUCAUAUGGGUGUUUGUGGUCUUGAUCCUGACGUCCAGCUACACGGCGAGCCUGACGUCGAUGCUGACCGUCCAGAAGCUCCAGCCCACGGUGACGAAUGUGAGGGAGCUCCAGCGGCGCGGACACUACAUCGGGUACCAGGAGGGCAGUUUCAUCAAAUCAUCUCUCACGAAAAUGGGUUUCGAGGAGAGCAAGAUGAGGAUGUACAGCUCCGAGGAUGAGUACGCGGACGCGUUAUCCAGAGGCUCGGCCAACGGCGGGGUUGCCGCAGUGUUCGACGAGAUCCCCUACCUGAAGCUCUUCUUGUCGCAGUACUGUGAUGGCUACAUGAUGGUCGGACCAAUCUACAAGACCGAUGGCCUCGCAUUUGUAUUCCCGAGAGAUUCUCCGAUGACGGGGGAUGUGUCGCGGGGGAUACUGACGUUGGCGGAAUCGGAGAAGAUGACCAAGAUCGAGAAGGCGUGGUUCGGCGAGCCAGGCGCCUGCCGCGGCCCAGGCAGCGCUGCCAUCGGCUCUUCGUCCAACCUGAGCUUCCAGAGCUUCGCCGGGCUGUUCAUCAUAACAGGCGUGGCCUCCAGCCUGAUGCUCCUUGUGUACCUCGCCACCUUCGCUUACCGCGAGCGCGACGAGCUCCGGGGAGCCGAGCCCACCGCUGGCUCCGGCAGCGUGUCGCUACGGAAGCUGCGCGCAUGGAUGCAGCACUACGACCGGAAGGAUCUCAGGUCUCCCACCUUCAAGACGUGGAACGACGAGUCCCUACGGAAUGGCAACGAGUCCGGUAACCGGGCGCCCAGUCCUAGAUGGAUGGGCGAGGGAAGCCAGAGGAACGGUGCGACGAGCCCGUUCAGCGUCUCUGUCAGGUCGGAGAUGAACGUCGCUUCUUCAGUUGAGGAAACACCGGCGUCAGAUGCGCUCGAUAACUCGUCUGAGCAAGAGGAAGAGGGGGCAACGAUAAACUCUCUCGAGAUUACUCAGUCUCCGUCUUUUGUGCAAUCUAGCCGUUGA